Coprinopsis cinerea okayama7#130 is the source of this 1647-nucleotide messenger RNA. RefSeq lists its product as hypothetical. Bases 1 to 1647 code for a protein of 548 amino acids. The transcript has 11 exons. Lineage: Eukaryota; Fungi; Basidiomycota; Agaricomycetes; Agaricales; Psathyrellaceae. The record is from RefSeq and is a predicted model, not a curated record.
AUGAGAGCUCGUUCAAAGUAUCUUGGAUCACGUCGAAAGCUCCUUCUUGCUUUCGAUGUCGGAACCACGUAUAGCGGAAUAUCCUUCAGUAUUCUGGACCCAGGCCAGUUUCCCGAGAUUAAAGGGGUUACAAAGUUCCCAGCGCAGGAUCAUAUUAGCGGUGCAUCCAAGAUCCCCACCCUGAUCUACUACGACCAGCAAGGGAGGGUUAAGGCUGUUGGUGCAGAGGCCAAGCGAGAUGGGAUUCUGGAACAAGCAAAUGAAGAAGGGUGGUCACGAGCUGAAUGGUUCAAGCUUCACCUCCGUCCCUCCUCGCAGGACUCUUCGACCCUUUCUGGCCACGUUCCUCCCCUCCCACGGGGGAAAACAGCGGUAGACGUCCUCGCGGACUUCAUGGCCUACCUCUUCUCUUGCGCAGCUGAGUACAUCCAGGAGACCCACGCCAAUGGGUCGGAUCUCUGGGCGCAGCUCCAGUCCGAUAUUUACUAUGUCUUAUCUCAUCCAAAUGGAUGGGAAGGCUUUCAGAGGCAGCAGAUGCGAGAUGCAGCCGUCAAAGCUGGGCUUGUUAAAGACGCCAAUGAGGCGGGUCAGAGGAUCACGUUUGUCUCGGAGGGGGAGGCGAGUUUGCACUUUGCGAUUCAUAAUGGACUGCCGAGUGGUGUCAUUGAGAACAAUGAGGGCGUCAUUAUCGUGGACGCGGGUGGAGGGACGAUCGACUUGAGCGCUUAUUGUCGUGUUGGGAGCAGCAAUUCGUUGGAUGUUUUCGAGGAAAUCGCCGUUCCUCAAUGUCAUUUGAACGGCUCGUUGACGGUCACCCUAAACGCCCGGGACUACCUCGAAGGCAAGACGACAAAACUCAGGUUCCGGCACGGUCAAGAACCGCAGUACAUCAAGUUUGGGAGCACACGAGACAAUGAUCCAGAGUUUAACAUACGAAUUGGGCAGCUGAAGCUGCAGGGAUCGGAUGUUGCAUUGUUUUUUGCUCCUUCAAUCGACUGUAUCGUCAACGCCGUCCUUGAACAACGGAGGACUGCUCACCGGCAUGUCUCUCACGUCGUCCUCGUGGGUGGAUUCUCUGCCAAUGACUGGCUGUAUACCCAAAUUUCCGCUGCUUUGAAGCAGAAAGGCGUCAAUGUGAUACGACCUGACCAACAUGUGUUCGUCAUCUUCAUUUCUUUUGGAUGCCUUGUGUUGCUCAGUAUGUGUGUCCGUAAUAGGGGAAAGGCUGUCUCCGAUGGUGCCCUCUCCUUUUACCUGGAUCACUUCGUACGCGCUCGAGUUGCCAAAUUCACAUACGGGCAAUUCUGUACUGUUCGCUACGACCCAUCCGAUCCCGAUCAUAUCCGCCGUUCGAAAGAUACAUUUACCUCGUAUGCUGGAGAACAGAGGUUAAAUGGUCAUUUCGAUGUCAUUCUCAAAAAGAAUACACAAGUCCAAGAAACUAAGGAGUUCCGAGAGGACUAUUGUCGCAAAACAGUCGACAAGAAUUUCUUUAGAUGUGUCCCAUUCAAGAUAUUCUGCUACAGAGGGAAGAACGUGGAUCCGAAAUGGAAGGAUGAGGACCCAGACUUCCUGGUGCACGCGCAAACUCUAAUCGCUCAUUCCGUUAAUUUUGAGUCUUCUCUUCGUAUCCGGCCUCCGAUCUGA